AUGGUGGCGCCCAUGGUGAUCGCGUCGGCGGGGCUCCGGAUGCUGGCGGGCGUUGCCAUGGCGAACCGGGGAGACGGGCUGCCGGCGGCGUCCAGGUGGGACGCGCGGCCCCGUUGCUCCACGUGCAGCGGCACCGGCCGGGAGGAGUGCCUCUGCAGCCGUUGGUCCGACGGCGACGUCGGCUGCGGGACGUGCUCUGGGUCUGGCCGCAAGCGGUGCCGCAGCUGCGGAGGCUCUGGCACCGGUCGGCCGCUCCCGGCGCGACUCAUCGUCCAGGAGCAGAAGCUGCCAACCCCGCCCGGGCGACGCGGAGACUACAACUGA
Messenger RNA from Triticum turgidum subsp. durum (durum wheat), 324 nucleotides. The record is from the annotation of a GenBank genome assembly. Lineage: Eukaryota; Viridiplantae; Streptophyta; Magnoliopsida; Poales; Poaceae.